Medioppia subpectinata is the source of this 1354-nucleotide messenger RNA. The record is from the annotation of a GenBank genome assembly. Lineage: Eukaryota; Metazoa; Arthropoda; Arachnida; Sarcoptiformes; Oppiidae.
AAACAAUUGAUUACAUCGAUGUCCCGUUUAGUCAUCCGCUAUGUAUUCUGUUUAGUUCGGGAACCACUGGUGAUCCCAAAUGUUUGGUCCAUUCCGUUGGAGGAACUUUAAUACAGCACAUGAAGGAACAUAUAUUGCACGGGAAUAUGGAUUCUAAAGACAUAAUGUUAUUCUAUACGACUACGGGUUGGAUGAUGUGGAAUUGGAUGGUCUCAGCCCUGGCCACAGGCGCUGCGAUUGUUGUUUACGACGGCUCGCCAUUUAAACCGACCCCAACUGCUAUUUGGGAUGUGAUCGAUAAAAUCGGUGUAACAAUUCUCGGCACAAACGGCUCGCCAUUUAAACCGACCCCAACUGCUAUUUGGGAUGUGAUCGAUAAAAUCGGUGUAACAAUUCUCGGCACAAGUCCUAAAGGGCUCCAAACCAUUGAAGACAUGGGACUCAAACCAAAGGAAUCGCAUCAAUUGGAAAGGCUUCACACGAUUCUGUCGACCGGCGCUCCUUUAAGUCAUAAAUCCUAUGUUUAUGUUUACGAAUGUAUCAAAAAAGAUGUUUUGCUCGGCUCUAUAUCCGGCGGCUCUGAUAUAAUAUCAUGUUUUGCGGGACAAAACCCGACAAUUGCCGUGCAUUCCGAGCAAAUACAGGCCAGGAAUCUAGGAAUGGCUGUCCAGUGCUUUGAUUCAACAGGAAAAGCGAUGUACGACCAGAAGGGAGAGUUGGUUUGCACUAAACCCUUCCCAUCGAUGCCCACAAUGUUUUGGAACGAUCCGAAUGGAGACAAAUACAGAAAUGCAUAUUUUUCACACUUUAAAGGUGUUUGGACUCACGGAGACUUUUGCAUAAUAAACGGUGAAACAAAUGGCAUUCAAAUGUUGGGCAGAAGUGACGGCACAUUGAAUCCAAAUGGUGUCCGAUUCGGGAGUUCAGAGAUUUAUAGCAUAAUUGAUUUGAUAGAAGAAGUAGAGGACAGCGUUUGUGUCUCGCAGUAUAAUCACGCCAACGAAGAAAGGGUUGUCUUGUUUUUGAAAAUGAAAAAUAGUUAUCAAUUCAAUUCAGAGAUCGUAUCGAAAAUCAAAACUCUAAUUAGAGAUCGAUUGUCGCCGAGACAUGUGCCGAGUCUUAUCCUUCAAGUGCCAGACAUUCCCUAUACAAUCAAUGGCAAGAAGAUUGAAGUGGCCGUCAAAAUGAUAAUCGCUGGCAAAGAGGUGACCAAUAAGAAUGCGAUCGCGAAUCCAGAAUCUCUUGAAUACUUUAGAAAUCGGGAAGAAUUGAGAAAUUACUGAACGAAUUGUUUUGCUUUUAUAGAUAUUUUGUAUUAUAAUUAUUAUAAUAAAUUAAUUAUUAAUUUUGCGAA